Paralichthys olivaceus (Japanese flounder) is the source of this 5267-nucleotide messenger RNA. It is a transcript of the gene tcf3a, whose product is annotated as transcription factor 3a. Gene Ontology annotation, biological process: regulation of transcription by RNA polymerase II. Gene Ontology annotation, molecular function: DNA-binding transcription factor activity, RNA polymerase II-specific; RNA polymerase II cis-regulatory region sequence-specific DNA binding; protein dimerization activity. The record is from RefSeq and is a predicted model, not a curated record. Gene Ontology annotation, cellular component: transcription regulator complex; chromatin. NCBI's taxonomy places the organism in Eukaryota, Metazoa, Chordata, Actinopteri, Pleuronectiformes, Paralichthyidae.
AUCCAAUUGGUUCCUCCCUUCGAUAUUAUCAUUCCAUCUUCUGGUGGUCGGCUCUGUUGGGCUUUUCCGCUGUCUACUUCCGCCAGUCGAAAUAGACCCCCCGCAAAUCGAUGCUCCUGUCGUUUCGUGCUUUUCUUUCCGCAGCCGCGACACGGGGACAUUUUGACGAGUUUUUAACACAAUCGCAUCAACGUUAACACCGUCGAAACCUGAUCCGCACGAUUUGAGCUGAAACUGGACACCGCUGAUGUUUCAGCGUCCUCCCGUGGGCUGCGCUGCGCAGUGAUACCACACUGGAACCCGACAAUGUGGAGGCUGUUAAAAUGUCUUCUCGGGGAAUGAGACGCGAGCUUUUUCUCUAACGAUCCGAGGACCAGAGCAACACCAGAGUAAUGGUUCGUGUCGGAGACGUGAUUUCAGUUGUGUGACGAAGACGGCAGCGAGCUGAGGCGGCGGUGGAGCGGUUCGUUUCGCCUUUCGUCAUCUACAUCAAACCCGCGGCAGUGAGUCCGGACCACGGGGGGAAGGAAGGACCCUCUCCAUAACUUUGUGUUUUUUCCUCGCUCCACUCCAGCCGUUCAUUUCUCCCUGUUGGAUGCCACAUCACUGAAUCCAGUCACUUGCUGAGACUGAAAGGACAAGUGAACAGCAGCAGAGCAUGGCUGCAGUGGAAACAGACAAGGAGCUCAACGACUUGCUGGAUUUUAGCGCGAUGUUUGCGCCUCCAGCUUUAAAUGGCAAGAACCGGCCGACUACUCUCGCCAGCAGUCAGUUUGGUGGUUCAGGUAUAGAUGAGAGGAGUGGGUCCAGUCACUGGGGACCAGGACAACAGAACGGUCCGUCUUUCAACCAGGGACGGGGUUAUGGAGAAGAAGGUCUUUACAAUGAACAGCAGGGUAUGGCCUCUGCCCCCAUAUUUGGACCGGGGAUUGUUGGGAAGGCUGAUCGAGGGCCGUACUCGUCAUUCACAGCACAGCCUGGCUUUAUGCCCAAUGGGUUACCAAUGCCCAGUCCUGAUCCGCUCUCCCCGUCUGGCCUGAAGUCUAACUCCCAGUUUUAUUCCUCCUAUGAGGGGAGCAACCCUCGCAGGAGACCCUCACAGGACCCCAUUGAAUCACAGCCAAAAAAGAUCAGGAAGGUGCCCCCUGGCCUGCCCUCCUCAGUUUAUGCAUCAGCCUCAGGAGAGGAUUUUAACAGGGACAAUGCUGGUUACACAUCCUCCAAGGCAGGAAACGUGUACCCACCACCUUUCUACAUGCAAGAAGGCCUCCACCCACCCUCCGAUCCAUGGGGCUCUGCCGGGUCGAUGGUUCAGCCUGGUUUUUCUUCCAUGCUGGGCAACACCCCCCAUAUGAGCCAGCAUGGACCCUUCACAGCCAUUAACCCCCAAGACAGACUGAAACGUCAACCACUGCCCCUCUCUCCACAAAACUACCCCCUGCAUGGCAGCGAGGUGAAUGGGGCUCAUCCCGCUGGCUUCCACUCUGGUUCCAGCAGCUUUGGUGUUUCCAACCACACACCCCCUAUUGUUGGAAGUGACACUAUUAUGGCCAAUCGGGGACCAGCACCUGGCAGUUCAGGUGAUGAGAUCGGAAAGGCCCUGGCAUCAAUCUAUCCUUCAGACCCGAACAGUAACGGCUUCCCUCCAUCCCCAUCUACUCCCUCUUGCUCACCUCAGGGUGUUUCAGGCUCUGCGUCUCAGUGGAAUCGUUCCUCUGGCCAGGCCACACCUUCACCUAACUUUGACAGUGGUAUUCAGUCCAUGAGCAAAAUGGAGGACCGUCUGGAAGAAGUCAUCAAUGUUCUUCAGCGCCAUACCAACAGCCAAGGAGUUCCAGGAUUGGCCGAAAUGCACAGUCUGCUGGCGUCUGGUUUAGGGCUUCCUCCUGGCUUCAACACUGCAGCACUUGGAUUGGCCAGUCGCCUUCCUGGACUGGUGUCUGGUCACCACGAGGACUCUGUUGGUCUGCCCUCUAGUGGAGGACUUCUGCAUGGUCACCAUGGCUCCACAUCUGUUCCAGGCUCUCAGCCUGAGGGUUUUACUGGUCUGAGCAGCAGCGUACAUCGUUCCAGUGCUUCAGAUAUCAAAAAAGAAGGCAAGGAGGAUGAUGACAACUGCUCCAAUACUGACAAGUCAGAGGACGAGAAAAAAGACAUGAAGGCCCGACUUCAAACAAGUCUGGAUGAUGAUGAUGAUGAGGAUGAUGACGAAGAUCUGCCAGUGGAGAUUAAGGUUGAGCGGGAGAAAGUGCGGAGGAUGGCAAACAACACCCGCGAGCGGCUACGCGUGCGGGACAUCAACGAGGCUUUUAAGGAGCUGGGCCGCAUGUGUCAGCUCCACCUGAGCUAUGAGAAACAGCAGACCAAAUUGAUCGUACUGCAACAGGCCGUUAACGUUAUAGUCAACCUGGAGCAGCAAGUUCGAGAACGCAAUCUGAAUCCAAAGGCUGCCUGCCUCAAGAGGAGAGAGGAGGAGAAAGUGUCAGGUGUGGACCCCCAGAUGCAGCUCGGUGGGGGUCACCCUGGUUUAGGUGGAGAUGGACACAACCCUGUUAGCCAUAUGUAAUUCUCAGUUCCUGUUGAUUAUACAGCCCUUAGAACACGUGGCCUUAAUCCAUCAUUGUCAUGCAUCUCGGUAUGUUAAGCAACUUUUGGAAAGUGUGUGACACACACACACACACACAYACACACACACACACACACACACACACACACACACACACACACACACACACACACACACACACACCACAAAUACUGACAAAGCAGGUGGCCACAUCCCUGAUGAAGAAGCACACCCAUCCAGAAAGAGACAAAAGACAUUGUACUCUUUACAUGACAAUACUUUGAACCAAGGACUCUGGUUUGGAGACUGGAAAUUGGACAUGAUACAGGACUUUCUUGUGAUGUUUUGUAAAACAUUUUGAAAAAAAAAUGCAUUACAUGUUGGGAGCAAAACUUGUUUGGAUCAAAUAAAACUUUUGGAUCAACUGCUCAUGUGAGCAGAGUUAGGAUUUUCAUCGUUGGAUAAACAUUGGCAUUCCCAUCUGAAAAGAAGGUCUUACAUUCUAUAGAAGUAAAGACGGACAUCUGAGUUUAUGUUGUGUCUGAACAAAUACCUGUUUAAGCACAGGCCUGAUGCAUAGUGUUUGUUGAAGAUAAAAAAUCAGUCACCAUGGCUAUCCUCUAAUAUAAUGACUGAAUAACUGAGGCAGGUUUGGAGACACAGGGGGAGGAUCGAGUCACUGACUGGCCAAUCAUAGAGCUGACUCCCCUUUUUGAUAUGCUGGUAAUCCUGGCUGUAUUUUUUUUAUUUGUUGCUUUGCUAAAACGUGCCACAGUCAGUGACCUACACACGUGGUGGGAAAUCUUUCUUUUAAACCAUGGAUCCCUGCUUCUUGUCUCUUUAUGUCCUGUACAUGUGCUUUAUUGUCACUGCCAUGUAAGUGGAAUGGAAAGAUUUCUGAAGAUAGACCCACCACUGGCACAAACACAAAAUGAAUCCACACGCAUGUUCAAUAACAUGUGGACAUCCCAACCUUCCCUCUGUGAGGCUGCUGUUGGAUUCGAGCACACAAGUCUCUUCAAAUCUUAAACCGUCACUCAGUCUCAGCCAUGUGGUCAUCAUAAUGCCUCUGACUCACAUCAGCCUGCCCACAACAGAUCAUAUGUAAACACUGUUACGACGUGUUGAACUUGUAAGUCUCAGAGCAGUUUCACACAGAAAUAACUGCGUAUUGAAGGGGUCAUGAGUGUUACUGCUACCUUUCCCAUUGACUGACUUGUUCUGGUUGUUGCUCCUUGUUGAGCAUUUAGGGAUUUGUUUAUUUCUCUCCCUUUCGAACAAUUGCAAAGCAUGUUGUAAGGAUCUUCCUAUUGUAGAACUGAUUCAACGUUUCUUUUCUCCUUUGUUUUCUUUUUUACUUUGUAAUAUAGAUGUAUGAGUUUUGUUUUUAUCAUUUGGAAUGUUCUUUCUUUUUUUGUUUACAUUGAUUAAAUGUAAGAUGACUCUCAGUUUAGAUUCCAGGAACAAAGUGAGGUGUUUUAUUUUUGUGCCAGGUGCUUAGAAAUGUUAGAAAUGACAAAAUGAUCUGGCUGUACCAUCACAUGUUGUGAUAUUGCUCUUUUUUUUUAAGAAAGAAAAUGCAUUUGAACACAGACCCGUCAGGCCAGUUGUAAGUGAAUUGUUCUGGUGUUUGCAACAGUUUUUCUUUGAAUGAAACAACAAUUUCUUUCUCCUGCAUACACCCCUCUCUUCUCCCUGACGUGCAGCUCUGUGAUGAGCUUGUUGCUUGGUUUGAGGAAGGGGCAGAAGGGGUUGGUCAAUCUGCAACAUAAUUCAGUGUUUCAUUAUGAAAGGAAGCAUAAAAUGAAUCAAAAAGGGUGGCCUUAGUCAUUUCCCUGACUUUGGGAGUUUUGAUAAUGGUUACUCACCAGUGCCUGAAUACUUCUCUGCUACAUGGUGGAUAAUGUUGCAUUUAAGGAUUUAUAAGUUGUACCUUUUCUAUAAUACAGAUGUAUAAAAACAUAUAUACUUCAGUUACAUCUGACAGUGUCUCUGAACAUCUAAAUGAAGAAUUACACUCAUCGAUACUCACUGCUUCAGUGUCUGUCAUUAGAUGUAAGUUGAGUAAUAACCUGGUCUUCGACUUGACACUGAAAAACUUAAAUCUUCUCAUGUAUUAUGUACUAGUUCUGUUAAAUAUAAUUUUGGUCUUGACUGGCAUGUGCAUUGAUAUGUAUGUACAGCUGUAUGAUGUGUCCUUAUCUGCUUAAUCAUUGUAAGCCGAUACUGAUAUGUGACAGUAUUUGUUUUACCUCUACCUGUCAGUUCUUUACAAAUCUUGCCCCAUGGACUAGCCCAAACUUUAUUUUCUUUAUCAGUUACCCUAACCAUUCUGCAGGAAAAAUGUGGUGUUGUUGUGAUAUGGAAAAUCGCUACUGAAGACCUGUGCAUUUUUUUCUUAACAUGACAGAUAUGUUUGUCUACAGUAUCCAAGUUUCAAGAUACACACCUGAUAUUCUUUGUUGACAAACCCUUUUCUGUCCUGCACAGUGGGUGACCUGCAACAUAUCUCUGUCUUCACUCAUGUUUGGGGACAACAUCUAUGUAGGCUAUGUCCUCAAAGUGCCUCCAGUUUCCUAUUUUUUUAUAUAUAAAGUAGAUACCGAGGACUGUUGUGUCUAAUGUAGCAAUAAAUGUGCCAUUUUUCAUAACAAAGCGCAUUUUUUCCAGUGACUUUUUCAAUAAAUCAAAUAACACUUGA